AUGAAGCUGCUUCCCUCCGCUCUCUUGCUCGCCACUGUCGCGGUCUACGAGACCUGCGCGCGUGGCCUGCAGCACGUCGGCAAGCUCGACUCGAACUACAAGGAUGUGCACCAGCGCGUUGCUGAGCGCAACUCGCGCCUGAUGGCCAACAAGUUUUCCGCCUCGGCGGUGACGGGUGAGCCCAUCCACCUCAACGACAAGACCAAGCCGUUCGCGGUCAACGGCACGGGCGUGCCCGAGAUCGACUUUGACAUUGGCGAGUCGUACGCCGGUCUCAUGCCCAUCAGCAAGGACCCCAACGAGACGCGCAAGCUGUACUUCUGGUACUUCCCCUCCAAGAACCCGCAGGCGAGCAAUGAGAUCAGCAUCUGGAUGAACGGUGGUCCCGGCUGCUCGUCGCUCGAGGGUCUGUCGCAGGAAAACGGCCCCUGGCUCUGGCAAUACGGCACGUACAAGCCCGUACCGAAUCCGUGGACGUGGCAGAAUCUGACCAACAUGGUUUGGGUCGAACAACCCGUGGGUACGGGUUUUUCGCAGGGAAAACCCAACAUUUCGACCGAGGCCGAGCUCGCCGAGCAGUUCAAGGGCUUCUACCGCAACUUUGCCGACACGUUUGACCUGCACAACCGAUCCAUCUACAUCACGGGCGAGAGCUACGCCGGUCAGUAUGUGCCCAACAUCGCCUCGAGCAUGCUCGACGAGAAGAACAAGGAGUACUUCAACGUGUCCGGCAUCAUGAUCUACGACCCUUCCAUCAACGCCGACUCGAUCACCGAGCAGGUUCCCACCGCCGCAUUUGUCGAUUACUGGGGCGGUCUCUUCCCCUUCAACGACACGAUCAAGCAGCAGAUCCGCGACAUGGACGACAAGUGCGGCUACACGGCCUACAUGAACAAGCACCUCACUUUCCCGCCCAAGGGCAAGUUCCCGGACCCUCAUCCCACCACGGACGAGUGCGAUAUCUUCGAUUUUGUGUACGAGAACAUUUUCGACGUCAAUCCUUGCUUUGACAUUUACCAAGUGGCCACUACGUGCCCGAUUCUCUGGGACAUCAACGGAGGACCUGGUUCGGGCGACUACCUGCCUCCUGGUGCCUCGCUCUACUUCAACCGAACCGACGUCAAGAAGGCCAUCAACGCGCCCGUCGACUACCCCUGGUCCGAGUGCUCGACCCAGAACGUCUUUACCACCAAGAGCGGCCUCGACGCUGGUGCGGAGAAGGGCCACCUCAGCUCGACCACUGUGCUUCCGGGCGUCAUUGACCGCGUCGAGAGGACGGUGAUUGGUCACGGUAUGCUCGACAUGGUGCUGCUCAUGAACGGCACUCUGCUUUCGAUCCAGAACAUGACCUGGGGCGGUCAGCAGGGUUUCCAGCAGCCCAUCACCGACGACUUCUACGUUCCCUUCCACAACGACUUCCAGGAGGCAACCCUCGCCGCUUCGGGCAUCAUGGGCAAGACGCGCACCGAGCGAAAGCUCACCUUUGUCACCAUCGACCUCAGUGGCCACAUGGUGCCGCAGUACCAGCCCAGCGCUGCCUACCGCCACAUGGAGUUCCUCCUCGGCCGCAUCCCCAGCCUCUCCAGCCGCGAGCCCUUCACGUUCUUCGACAACGGCCUUGUGGCUCAGAACGGCGCCUUUGCCGACAAGCGCGCCACCUCGGAGGACAAGGCUGCCGAGUUCCAGCGCAAGCAUCUCGAGUACCGUGGCCUCGCCCAGCCCGAGAUCGCCCAGAUCAUCCAGGACUUCCCCUGA
Messenger RNA from Moesziomyces antarcticus, 1755 nucleotides. Its product is annotated as carboxypeptidase cpdS. Gene Ontology annotation, molecular function: serine-type carboxypeptidase activity. The coding region runs from base 1 to 1755 and encodes 584 amino acids. The transcript has a single exon. Gene Ontology annotation, biological process: proteolysis. Lineage: Eukaryota; Fungi; Basidiomycota; Ustilaginomycetes; Ustilaginales; Ustilaginaceae. The record is from RefSeq and is a predicted model, not a curated record.